Molecule: messenger RNA, 1818 nt
Organism: Paramecium tetraurelia
Lineage: Eukaryota; Ciliophora; Oligohymenophorea; Peniculida; Parameciidae
Exons: 6
Biological process (GO): peptidyl-lysine monomethylation
Molecular function (GO): protein-lysine N-methyltransferase activity; protein binding
Source: RefSeq, a predicted model, not a curated record
AUGCCACCUAAAACUAGAAGGAAUGAGGUUAGUUCACAUCAACUCAAAGUAAAUGAUAACACAUAAAACUAAUAGGAAGAAGGGAACAAGGCUUUUCUGAAUAGUGAAUAUGAUAAAGCACUUACUCUGUACACAAAAGCCAUUUGUAAGAAUUGUCUUAAUAGUUUUUAGAGAUUGAAGAAAAUCCAAUCUAUUUCAAUAAUCGUUCCCAAGCAUAUUUCUAUCUGGAUGAUUUAGAAUUGGCCCUCCAAGACUGCAAUAGGGCUUUAUAGUUAAAUCCUAAUUAUUCCAAGGCCUUAUCAAACAAAGCCUAAAUUCUUUAUGAGAUGGGGUACAUCGAAGUAUUUCUUUGAUCUUAUGCAGGAUGCUAUUUAAUGUUUAGAAUCCUCAAACCAUCACACAUCAGAAAUUGAGAAAUUAUUGAAUCAAUAUAAAACAUAGGCUCUCUAAUCUUCGAUUGAUUCAGGGGAGCUCGAUAAAUAGAAGAGACUUUUGGAAUGGCUUAAGAGUGGACAAGCCCUAUUCCCUAAAAUCAAGAUUGAAUGUUAUGCAGAGGAUUAUAGAGGAGUCAAUGCAAGGAAGGCUAUAAGUUCAAAAGAAGUCAUCCUUUUCGUCCCCAGAUCCCAUAUGAUAACUUUAGAAAUGGCAAAAGAUACACCAGUAGCUAAAAAAAUAAUUCAAUAUAGACUUGAUUUAUUAUCACCCAAACACUCAUUCCUCUCUACUUUUUUAUUGUAAGAGAAGAAAAUAUAGGAUUCCUUUUGGAAACCCUACUUGGAUGUACUUCCAAAAUCAUACUCUAAUUUUCCAAUCUUUUUCAAUGACAGUGAUUUGGAAUGGCUGAAAGGAUCUCCAUUUUUAAAAUAAGUAAAAGAUAAGAUCACAGAUCUAAAAAAAGAUUAUUGUGAUAUCUGUUAAGUAGCUCCAGAGUUCCUCUAAAAUUCAUUUGAUGAAUUCUGUUGGGCCAGGAUGACUGCAAGCAGCAGAAUCUUUGGCAUCAACAUCAAAGGAGUUAAAACUGAUGCCUUUGUCCCUUUGGCAGACAUGCUUAAUCACAAACGUCCUAAACUGACAUCUUGGUGUUAUUCUGAUGAAAGAUAAGGGUUUAUCAUUGAAACAGAUGAAAAUAUUGAAAAAGGUUAAAUGAUCUUUGACAGUUAUGGCAGCAAAUGUAAUUCUAGAUUUUUACUCAAUUAUGGGUUUGUUGUUGAUGAUAACAAUGCCAAUGAAGUAAAUGUGAUGGUUGAACCUGAUGGAACUAUUUCCCUCAUUCAAUUAAAGGAAGGACUUUCACGAGAAACAUUAUAAUUCCCAAAAUCCUUUAGAUUAGUCAUUGAUCCAAAUGAUGUCAGCUUCUCUGAUUUCAUGAGUUUCAUUAGAUUCAUUCUUAUUCAAGAGGAAAAGGAAUUCGCAAAUCUUCUCGGAAAAAAUUCUUAUAUAAAACCUACCAAAAUCCACUUUAUUAGCAUCUAAAAUGAAUUAGCUACGUGGAAUCUUAUUGAAAACAUAUGCAUUCGUGCUCUUAAUCAAUAUCCAACAACUCUAGAAUAAGACUUAGAAAUACUCAAAAUAUGUGAACUGACGACCAAUCAACGGAAUUGUCUCAUAUUAAGAAUGGGUGAAAAAAAAAUACUUAACUUUUAUAAAUAAUUCAGUGAAAAAAUGAGAUAGUUGUUUUCAAAUUUUGAUUUUUCUGAAUUGAAAAAACUGCAACAAAUUCAAGAAAACUACCAUUACUUUAAUUAUUUAACCAGGAUAAAUAAUUAGCUAAAAAAUCAAACUGAAAAUUAUAAUUAUAAAUAAAUUUCAAUUUAAUGA